Messenger RNA from Terrapene triunguis (Three-toed box turtle), 1038 nucleotides. RefSeq names its product mutS homolog 2 (gene MSH2). NCBI's taxonomy places the organism in Eukaryota, Metazoa, Chordata, Testudines, Emydidae. The transcript is spliced from 8 exons. Bases 1 to 1038 code for a protein of 345 amino acids. Gene Ontology annotation, biological process: somatic recombination of immunoglobulin genes involved in immune response; mitotic recombination; mismatch repair. Gene Ontology annotation, molecular function: mismatched DNA binding; ATP-dependent DNA damage sensor activity; ATP binding. The record is from RefSeq and is a predicted model, not a curated record. Gene Ontology annotation, cellular component: MutSalpha complex; nucleus.
AUGUACACAGGGUAUGAGUAUGACCCCAUGCAUGGUUACUGUUGUAAUCAGGGCCGGCUCCAGGUUGCUGUUUCAUCCUUGUCGGCCGUUAUCAAGUAUUUAGAGCUUUUGUCGGAUGAAUCUAACUUUGGACAAUUUGAAUUGACUAGCUUUGACCUCAGUCAAUAUAUGAUACUGGAUAAUGCAGCUGUUCGAGCCCUUAACCUUUUCCAGAGUUCUGUUGAAAAUGCCAACAGUACACAGUCAUUGGUUGGGUUAUUAAAUAAGUGCAAAACUCCUCAAGGACAAAGACUGGUUAAUCAGUGGAUCAAACAGCCACUUACGGACAAGAACAGAAUAGAAGAAAGGUUAAAUUUGGUUGAGGCCUUUGUGGUAGACACAGAACUACGACAGUGCCUUCAAGAAGAGCUUCUACGUCGUUUUCCAGAUCUCAACCGGCUAGCCAAGAAAUUUCAAAGACAAGUAGCAACCCUGCAGGACUGUUACCGAAUGUAUCAAGCUAUUAACCAACUGCCUAAUGUUGUACAGGCACUGGAAAAACAUGAAGGAGCACACCAGAUGUUGUUACUGGCAGUAUUUGUAAUGCCUCUUAAUGAUCUCAACUCUGACUUCUCCAAGUUUCAGGAAAUGAUAGAAACAACUUUAGACAUGAACAAGGUGGAAAAUCAUGAAUUCCUUGUGAAGGCUUCUUUUGAUCCUAAUCUGACCGAGUUGAGAGAGAAGAUGAACAAACUAGAGGAGAGCAUGCAGUCUCUUCUAAAGACUGCAGCCAGAGAACUAGGCUUGGAAGCUGGCAAGAACAUCAAAUUGGACUCCAAUUCACAGUUAGGACAUUACUUCCGAAUUACCUGCCGGGAAGAAAAAGUCCUUCGGAACAAUGCAAAAUAUAAGAUCUUAGAUACCCAGAAGAAUGGUGUGAAAUUCACAAACAGUAAAUUGAGCUCCUUCAAUGAAGACUACAUAAAAAGCAGAGAAGAGUAUGAAGAGGCUCAGGAAGCCAUUGUUAAAGAAAUCAUUAAUAUUGCUUCAGGUAAAUAA